Molecule: messenger RNA, 966 nt
Organism: Leishmania braziliensis MHOM/BR/75/M2904
Lineage: Eukaryota; Euglenozoa; Kinetoplastea; Trypanosomatida; Trypanosomatidae
Exons: 1
Coding region: 1-966 (321 amino acids)
Source: RefSeq, a predicted model, not a curated record
AUGUCGGAGGAGCUGAUCCUGCAGUGGACGAAGCGCGUCUCGGACGCGGAGGAGGAGCUCAGCCGCAUGGAGGAGGACAUCAACGCCGUUAAGCAGCAGCGCAAGUCGCUUAAGGCGGACAUUCACAAGUACGAAGACGUCGUGGCGAGCGAGAAGUGCGACCUCCUCACGUCGCUAGAGCGGGUGGAGGCGCAGGCGAAGGACCUCGGCGCACAAUGCGAGGAGACGCUAACGGAGAAGGACUGCGCCGAGAGGGAGUACAUGGCUACCUUGGACGCCUACGAGAACCUGCACUUUCUCGUGCGCGAAAUCAAGGAUGCCGAGGAGCAUUUGCAGAGCCGGGACGACCUCGAGACCCGCCUGCAGCGCGAGAGCGUCAUCUGGGCGGAGGAGGAGCAUGCGCUGCGCCGUACGCUUCACCAGCUCCAGCAGCAGCAAACGCAGACCCGCCGCGCACAAGAGGCUGAGCUGCGCGAGCUAGAGGCGCAGCUGUUGAACGUCGAGCAACGUCAGCGCGACGAAAGGGCAGGGCGGUGUGGAGCGGCGGCUCAAGCGGCCCGCCGCGUGGUGCGCAGCAGUCGUCAGUCGACGCCCGCGUCACCGAAGUCUGUCGUGCCAGCUGAAGAAGACGCCUUCGUGCGUGCCAACACGGGCGGUGCGAUGCCUACCAGAUCGGCGCCGCUCAGGUCAUGCUUGAAGAUGCCAGUCAGUGGCCAUACAAGCGGCAACGCAGCAGCUACAGCCCCUCGCCCCCCUACCGCUGCCUCAGCGCCGGUGAGCCGCUGCGCCUCCCAGUCGUUGGUGUCUGACUCUGCCGCGAGCGGCGUAGGGCGGCAGGGAAUCGAUGGCGGUGAUCGGCCUUCGCUGCAAGUGCUGCCGGAGAUGCGCGCCUACUCGUACGGGGCACCAGCCAAGCCCGGGGCUCGUAAGCGCGAGUUUCUGGGAGACACCACCAACAACCAGUGA